Lobosporangium transversale is the source of this 507-nucleotide messenger RNA. RefSeq lists its product as hypothetical. The transcript has 4 exons. Lineage: Eukaryota; Fungi; Mortierellomycota; Mortierellomycetes; Mortierellales; Mortierellaceae. The record is from RefSeq and is a predicted model, not a curated record. Bases 1 to 507 code for a protein of 168 amino acids.
AUGACAUUUAUUAUUCCCAGUUUUAACUUUAUGGUUUUCCUGCCUGAUAAUGGAUCAUCCAACAAUAUCAAGUUUGAAAGACAAUUGGUGAGGCUCGAAAAAGGGUUGAAAAAACUUGAACAACUCAUUCCCUUGGUCGAAAGGCUCGAGAAAGACUAUCCUCCUAUAAAUCGUAAAAGAAAGUUCUCUGGCCAGAUGGAUUGUGACAAUGAGAUUCAGAAUGAUAAUCCUUUCUGCAUGAUUGCUUUCCUUAAAACUGUUAUAAUCAGAUUGUUAGCACUCGUCUUGGUUCUAAGAAUAAAGGAGAACGAUAGAGGAUUGUUACAUGUAAACAUUUAUAAGGAUCACAAAGCUCAGAAACAGAUUCAGAUCUACAAAGAACAGACCAUUUUGCAAUGGGAUGGAAAAAGACGUGUGGAUUUAAAAGGAUGUGUAGGUGCAAAAGGAGGCGUAGGCGUAAAAAGGGGUGUUAAAGUCAUUUACAACUUAACAGCCGAUUUAGCCUAA